This is a messenger RNA of Paramormyrops kingsleyae, 881 nucleotides long. It is a transcript of the gene ttc32, whose product is annotated as tetratricopeptide repeat domain 32. Gene Ontology annotation, molecular function: protein binding. The record is from RefSeq and is a predicted model, not a curated record. Lineage: Eukaryota; Metazoa; Chordata; Actinopteri; Osteoglossiformes; Mormyridae.
UUAGUGAAUGCAUGCCGCGUGACUGCGCUUGUCACCGGUACGGAGGAAACCAUCGAAGCGAUCUGGGAUUUUUAAGGUUCUUAAAUGGAAAACUACAGUUUGUCUGUUCUCGAAGAAGCAGACGAGGAGUUCAACAAGCAAAACUUUAAUAAAGCAGAAUAUUUAUAUACGAAAUACAUUGCAUCGUGUAGGCAAGCGAGAAAACAUGAUGCGAAUAAACUUGCUGUCGCUUUAAACAACCGCGGUCAGAUUAAAUACUUGAGGGUUGACUUUUAUGAAGCAAUGGAAGACUACAGCUCCGCGAUAGAGGCAAACGGCCUUUUCGAGGUACCCUUCUACAACAGAGGACUCAUACAAUACAGACUGGGUUUUUUUGAAGAGGCAGAAAGAGACUUCAGGAAGGCACUGGAACUGAACUGUAAUUUUGAAGAUGCCAAACUGAGUUUAAAACAAGCAAUAAUUGACUGGGAAGAAAAGAUUAAAAGAGGCUAUUGACAACAGACAAUUGGGGAAUUUGACUGUAGUUAAAAAUGUUACAAUGGAAAUUAUGGGCAAUUUUUAAAAAUUGGUAUUUUACUAUUGCUGCUUGUGCCUUAGUUUAAAAUGUCCAUGCCAUUGGACAUCGUGUAAAAAAUCACUAUGUUCUGAGAAGUACAGCUUAAUUCUGGGAGGGUUUAAAAUUAGCACAAACCUAUUCUUGUAUUUUUAAUUUGUAUGUAGUCUAUGCUCCAGGGCAUCUCAGUGGCUAACACUGUAGGCCCCCCACUUCAUGGUUUGUGGACUCUGGUUCACACAUUCAAAUGUUUAAAAGUGAAUCUUUUCCAAUUUUCAAAACACUAUUCUGUAAGGCCUAUUAAAAAUAAAAACCAUUUCCUGUGUAA